UCUCAUCCUGAUAUCCCCUUGGAGUUAACUUAAACCCCCAUCCAUCCCUCUCCUUCUCCGUCGCGAUGGAGGGAGCUCCAUUUCCAAGCCGACCUGCUCUUCCUAACCAGACCUCCAAAAUCCCAAGAAAUCCCUCGCCUAACCGUCCCAAGUUCAACCUUCCCUUUCCUCCACCGCCUCCUCCUUCUCGUUCGCUUCCUUUGGACUCCCUCCUCCAACACCUCGCCAAGGAGACCGCCAACACCCUUCGCCCUCCGUCGAGCAAUAAAAAUCCCACCUUGCCCUCUUUGCGCCUUGCUGCGACCUCGCCCCAUCGCGAGAAAUCGCCUCCUGCGCAGGGCGCACGGCUCGCCGGCGUCAAAUGUGGAGCUCGGUUUCUGCAGGAUCCCCGUCUGGGGUUCCUCUCCGCCGCAGGCAAGUCGUUGCUGAGAUCCAUCGUCGAGUGGCCGCUGGUUGACUUCGCCACUCUGGUUGAAGCCAGGAAAGAUGAGAUUUUUGGCGUGGAUUGGGUUGCCCUCUUGAAGGCGCUCGAAAUUCUGGGCAAUUGGGAGAAAGCUCUCGCGUUGUUCGAAUGGGCUGCAUCCACUUCCCGUGCCGAAGGAUCCAGAUUAGAUGCCCCAGCGAUCGAGGUGAUGAUCAAGGUAUUGGGGAGGAGUUCACAGCACUCAGUUGCCUCCAAGCUGUUCGACUCUAUUCCUCUGGAGGAAUAUUGCCUUGAUAUCCGUGCUUACACUACUUUGCUUCAUAGCUACUCCCGCGCCGGGAAGUAUGACAAGGCAAUCGCAUUGUUUGAGCAGAUGAAAUUGAAGGGGCUUUCAGCCACCUUGGUCACCUACAAUGUGAUUCUCGAUGUGUAUGGCCGCAGGGGGCGGUCCUGGAGCAAAAUUCUCGAGAUUUUGGAUGAGAUGAAAAGCAACAAAAUUAGUUCUGAUGAGUUCACCUACAGUACAGUGAUCUCUGCUUGCGGAAGGGAAGGGUUGUUGAAGGAAGCCUCAGAGUUCUUUAAACGACUGAAGUUGCAGGGAUAUGUUCCUGGCACUGUCACGUAUAAUUCACUACUCCAGGUGUAUGGUAAGGCAGGAAACUAUCCAGCAGCACUGGGAGUCUUGAAGGAAAUGGAGUACAAUAACUGCCCAGCUGAUGGAGUUACCUACAAUGAACUUGUAGCUACCUAUGCUAGAGCUGGCUUUUACGAAGAAGGGGCGGCAGUGUUGGAUACAAUGGCUACUAAAGGAAUAAUGCCUAAUGCCAUUACCUAUACCACUGUAAUUAAUGGGUAUGGCAAGGCUGGAAAAGAGGAUGAAGCUUUAGCGCUGUUUGAUCGUAUGAAGAAAUUGGGUUGUGUUCCUAAUGUUUGCACUUACAACACAAUAUUAGGAAUGCUUGGAAAGAAAUCAAGGAUGGGGGAAAUGUUUGACUUACUUUCUGACAUGAAACACAAUGGUUGUGCCCCGAAUAGGAUCACAUGGAACACAAUGUUAGCUAUAUGUGGGAAAAGGGGCAUGGAGGACUAUGUAAGACGAGUGUACACUGAGAUGACAAAAUCAGGCAUUGAACCCGACAAGGAUACCUUCAACACUAUGAUUGCCGCAUAUGGUCGAUGUGGUUCUGGUACCAAUGCUUUGAAGAUGUAUGAUGAGAUGGUCAAAGCAGGUUUUACUCCUUGCACUACAACAUAUAAUGCACUCUUGAAUGCAAUAGCUAGAAAGGGUGACUGGAUAGCUGCAGAUUCUGUUAUAUCUGAUAUGAAGAGGAAGGGCUUUAAGCCUAAUGAUCUUUCAUACUGUUUGUUGCUUCAAACUUAUGCGAAAGGAAGAAACCUAGAAGCUAUAGAUGCAAUUGAACAAGAAGUUUAUGAUAGCAAAAUUUUUCCUAGCUGGGUGAUCCUUAGAACUCUGGUUAUAGUCAACUUUAAGUGUAGAUUAUUAAAGGGCAUGGAAAAGGCAUUUGAGGAGCUGAAGAGGAAUGGCUACAAACCUGACUUGGUGAUUUUUAACUCAAUGCUUUCAAUUUAUGCAAAGAAUGGGAUGUAUGAUCAUGCUCGUGAAAUUUUCAAUCUGAUUCAUCCAAGUGGGCUCCGACCUGACCUCAUUACUUACAACAGUAUGAUGGACAUGAGUGUGAAAGGUGGAGAAUGUUGGGAAGCAGAAGACAUGCUCAAACAACUUGAAAGCUCUGGGUUGAAGCCUGAUGUGGUGUCAUACAACACUGUCAUUAAUGGAUUUUGCAAACAAGGGCUCAUGAAUGAAGCCCUAAAGAUUCUGACAGACAUGAUAGCUAAAGGAGUUGCACCUUGCAUGAUCACUUAUAAUACCUUAAUUUCUGGAUAUGUGAGCAUGGAGAUGUUCAAUGAUGCUGCUGAUGUUCUUAGCUAUAUGAUCCAACACAACUGCAGCCCCAAUGAACUAUCCUUCAGGACAAUUGUUGAUGGCUACUGUAAAGCCAAGAGAUAUGAGGAAGCCAUCCAGUUUAUAGCUGGCAUAGUGAAUAUAGAUUCAUCUUUUCCUGAACAGUCGCUGAAUAAGCUAGCCCUAAGAGUAGAAGAGAGAAAAUCUCACCAUUGACCGAUUGGUAUUCAACAAUCCUGUUUGCAUAGUCCUGGUAUCACUCAGGUUAGUUAACAGGACAUUUAUCUGCAGCUUUAUGAGAUUAUCAUUUUGUUGAUAUAUAAAUGGUCUUCAUAGUAUUUUUAUACAGUUUUGCCUGAAUUGGAACUGAAAAAAGAGUCGUUCAUAUAUUUUCCAUUGACUGAUGUAGUAAUUUCACAGUUAUCCUUAUUUCUCAAGCUGGCAAAUUGACUUCUUUUUCCCUCAGUGGUAAAUUGGGUUAAAUCAUGACUUUCAAUGGGUCAUUCCUAAGGUAGAAUGGUGUGUUCUUGCUGUGAUUGAUGACUCAAAAUAAUAGUCCAAAAGAAGGAUUAUUGGGUAGAACUGUACUUUUGAUAAUCACACAAGCAUGCUCUCCCAUUGCACAAGCAGGGUGAUCAUUUUUUUUUUCAUAUAGAAAUUGAUUAGUAGCACAGGUUGUCCAUCGAACCUUUAUACACUAUGGGAACAAUGUUAGAUAAGGCACGAAGACUAUUUUAUUGUCUUGUUUUCAACUCUUCCAUUUCCUUACAGUUUCCUGUCUAAACAAGCUACUAUCUCUUGAGCAGCUUCUUUUCUUUUCUUUUCUUAUCUGCCAUAACCAAUCUGCCUUGGAUGACUUUGUCAACCAUGGCUGUCGACUUCACCACACAAUAUUGUUGGCAUACUAAACCACAUCCUCUCCUUCCUUUUCACUAGUGACUUUGUCCAUGCCUCCUUUGCACAUUGGUAGCUUUGUGCCCACUUUGAUAUUAACAAUUUCAAGCAGAUUGAUUUCCCAACUUCACCUCACCUUUGUCCCCAAAUUAGAUCAUCUAGUGUGCCUCAUAGUGGAUUAUGUGGUUUUUUGGUCUAGAAUUAAUGCCCACCAAUGGUGCUACAUCAUUUUGUGGUAGUGCUCCUUGCUAUUGGUUCAGUGCAUUUAUGCCACCAUCAUCGCGGUCUAAGUGAUGGUCCAAUGAUUUGACUACCCCAAGUAUUUCAUUGACAAUUGCUCCAUCAAAAGUAGAAAGGUGAUCCGGUUGGGGUUCAAUUCCUGGUGGUAUGAUUUUGAGGUGGUUUAAAGUUUCACCCGAGGUGGACUACAACUUGGAUGUGUGCCAAGCAAAAGCAACCGAACCCGUUGUGGUUCAGGCCUUGCCAAGGCUCAUCCAAGGUGAGUAAGGGCUUUUAGCUCUACUCAAUCAAGAAUGAGUUAAGGGGGCGUGAGGCGCCUUUGACUCUUCUGCAGCUAGGUGUUGUCUUUCUCAUGCUGACUCUCAAAGAAGUUAGCAGAAAGGGCUUUUUGAGCGCCGAGAGUCUUCGAAAAGACACUGCUCCAGAUGCCUAUCCAUGAUGAGGAAAGCGCUUAAGCCCUGGAAACUUUUGUAGGUCUGUAACAAUUGCAUUACAGGCAAAGCAUUUUGAAGGUACAUGCUGAACGUUUUCUGAAAUAUGUUGCAUAAAUUCUGGACGAUCUAUACUUGUAUAGCGCUAUUUGCUGAUUAGGGCCUUUGCAACAUUGCCACCUUUCGCUCAUUUGACUGGUUCAAAUCGGCCAUCUGCUAUAUACUGAGCGGCAAGGCUUCAAACAUCCUCCCGGAUAACAAGGACGUCCUUGUCACAUGGACUGAGGAUCGACGCUGGUGAUGCCGAUGGAGUUGUUGUGGAGGCAAAUGGAUUCUAUCCUAUCCAAUAGGACUAAGAGCCAUUUGAAUUGUGACAGGAUCCCAUUCUACUCUCUCCAUCAGCUAACUGAAUUCUUUCUAAGCAUUCACCUUUACAUACAGUCUUCACCACCAAGAAGGAUUGGGGUAUGGGAAAUAGAGAAACUCAAUGAGCAAUGACACAGCACGAAGGCUUCUACUUGCCCUACAAUGGUGUUGUUCCCUGUCCACCUUCCCCCUGAAUUGCUUUCAGAAUCCCAACUGAAGCUUUUGCUGAUUGUAUGCUGCUGCCGCAGUAAUGGGCAACUAGCACUAUUAUUACUACGAUCGGAGCAGAGAAGAAGCAUAUCCUCUCUUUGUCAGUUCAAAUAACGCAUUUUUUUGUUGCAGGUUUGAGUAGCUUUCCUAGUUGUUCAUUGUUUGAUGUGGGAAGAUGAUGAGCAGGUUCGGUUCUUCAGAUGCUUCCUUCGCCCCUGCUUCCAUGGCAUCCUUCUCUGCGCUCGGAGGUGGCGGCGGUAGCGAAAAAGAGAAGCUUUGGGACUCGGGCUAGGCUGCCAGUCACCAAAGCCACCUAUUCUUUCAUCAAAAUCCUACUCUGGAGGACAUGGACGCCCAGAUUCCAUUCUCCCCGCCGCUGGGUAUCCUUAUCCUCCCCAGGAAUUGUCCUUAAGAGGGAGGAGAAUGGUGUAGGUGCCACCGGCCGAAUUGGACUCAACUUGGGCCAGCGGAGCUACUUCUCCUCCGGCGUUGAUGCCGGCCACUUCAUUUUUCGCCAGAAAGGAAACGGCAGCGGCGUGUGGUCACCCAGCCACCAGCCACCUCCCACCUCAUUGCCAGGCGGAGGGGGUGCAACUCCGACCUCUCCAGCGCCAAGCACUACGACCGGCACCACAAGGUCUGCAAUUCCACCCCGAAGCCACCGUCAUCAUCAUCGCCCACGGCCUGCAGCAGCGAUUGUGCCAGCAAUGCAGCAGGUUCCAUGUGCUUGCAGAGUUUGAUGAAGCCAAGAGAAUCUGCAGGGAGCGCUUGGCCGACAACAAUCGCAGGCGGAGAAAGCCUCAUCUCAUACCAUCAGCAGCAGCAACCACAACGAAACACGACGCAGACUGCUCAAGCUCCAUGAUUACUCCAACCAAGCAAGCAACCAACCUGUAAGUAAUACCCAUUAACAAUCUUCCUCCCCAUAUAAAGAGAGGGAGAGUUUUUAUUUCUCUCUAUCACCCUGGUCAAUCCACAGGUAUCUACUGUUAUUUUUUGUUUAAAAAAAUAUAUAUAUAUGUUAUCCAUCUAUCAUCCA
This is a messenger RNA of Zingiber officinale, 5528 nucleotides long. Its product is annotated as pentatricopeptide repeat-containing protein At2g18940, chloroplastic-like. The transcript is spliced from 3 exons. NCBI's taxonomy places the organism in Eukaryota, Viridiplantae, Streptophyta, Magnoliopsida, Zingiberales, Zingiberaceae. The record is from RefSeq and is a predicted model, not a curated record. Gene Ontology annotation, molecular function: protein binding. Bases 66 to 2564 code for a protein of 832 amino acids.